Messenger RNA from Xylaria bambusicola, 1317 nucleotides. Its product is annotated as arginine N-methyltransferase 2. The transcript has 2 exons. The record is from RefSeq and is a predicted model, not a curated record. Gene Ontology annotation, cellular component: cytoplasm; nucleus. Bases 1 to 1317 code for a protein of 438 amino acids. Gene Ontology annotation, molecular function: protein arginine N5-methyltransferase activity. Lineage: Eukaryota; Fungi; Ascomycota; Sordariomycetes; Xylariales; Xylariaceae. Gene Ontology annotation, biological process: peptidyl-arginine methylation.
AUGCCCGACGAUGCAAUUGAGGCCCGCAUCCCGGCCUCUUGCCCCGUUACGAUAUCUGAGAUCCUCCGCCGUGCUUGGCACCACGAUCUAGCCGGUCUGAAGGCCCUCCUCUCCGUCCCAGGUCGGGCCAGCGUGCAAGAGCCGACAACCGGCGAAACACCCCUCCACGCCGCGAUCCGGUCAUGUGGAGCACGAACACAGAAGAACAAUAACGAGGCGCCGGCGGAGAAGUCUGCCUCCGUUGAUAUUGAGGCUGCCAAAGCCGUCGUGCAUGAGCUGUUUCUCAGUGGCGCAAUCUGGAACGACGUCGACAGCAACAACGAGACCCCAGGCUGCGUAGCAGCACGAUUGGCGCAGGAUGACCUUUACAAUGAAUGCGUCAGUGCCGGGAUGCGCGCCGAGCUGCUGUUUGGACUAUUAGACGGCUAUGAAGCACUCGAUUCCGACGCUGAGGAGGAGGACGAAGACAAUGGCGAGGACAAGGCCAAUAACCGCGAGGACGCAGCAACUAAUGAGGAUACCGAGCAUCAGGAUGAUGCCCCAGAAGACAUUAUCCUGGAAUCCGACCCCGACCGCGCGUUCUUGCCCCCGCAAACAGAAGGCACGGUGACGAGCGCGGCCUACCUACGCGCAAACCUGACAUACACCGACGGCAAGCUGGUAGAUGACCAGAACAACGGCGUGAUGAUGGCCUGGGAGACGUCAAUCAUGCGGUCGUCUGUAGAUGCCCUGCUCCCGGGUCUGCCAGCCGGGAAGCGAAUUCUGAAUAUUGGCUUCGGGAUGGGUAUCAUAGACGGCAUGUUUCGGGAAACGCAGCCCUCCCGCCAUCAUAUUGUUGAAGCGCAUCCUGAAGUCUUGAAGCAUGUCGAAACAAGUCCCGAUUGUACUUUUGGCAAGGACUGGGAGGCUAGCGCUAGUGAAGGCGCCUAUAAAAUCUAUGCAGGUAAAUGGCAGGAGGUUGUGCCGGGGUUAUUGGAACAGGGCGAGUUAUACGAUGCCAUCUAUUUUGACACUUUCGGCGAAGACUACAGCCAGCUACGCAUGUUUUUUACCGAAUAUGUUCCUGCCCUGCUUGAUGAAGGUGGCAUUUUCGGGUUUUUCAAUGGCCUAGGCGCUGAUCGUAAGGUUUGCUACGAUGUCUACACAAAGGUUGUUGAGAUGCACUUGGCAGAUGCUGGGCUGGAUAUUGAGUGGAACGAAUUAGAUGUUGAUAUGAAAGGUUUAGAGAAGGAAGGCAAGGGCGAAUGGUCUGGUGUCAAGCGGCGUUAUUGGACCUUAGACAAAUACCGGCUACCUGUUAUCACACUAAUGGGCUAG